CUAGCAUCAAAGUUCAUCCUGUCCACGACCACAUUGUCACCAGCCAAUAGCCCAUCUCUAACGAGAUCCUCCACCUCCUGCCGUCUUCUGUUAGGACUAUCGUCCUGCGAUGCUCUGAUCCAUUUCCGGCUGAAGGAGUCCAGAUUCAGUGCGGGAGACUCAGUUACGAGGCACUGUGCCAGAGCUGUCUUGCCACUCGCAGGGAGUCCGACGAGAAGCAGGAGGAUCGGGGACUGGUACUGUUUUGUCAGCGAUCUGAAGGCGGCAGAAUCCUCACUGUACUCGUUCUAGAUUGACUGCUAGCGAUAACUGGAUCCAGACCUAUCUGUUCAUGGGACAUGCUCCCAUCAAGGAGACUAUGACCAAUGUGUGCCGUGCCAGCUGGUAGUCAGACCAGCCUAGUGGUCAAGAGUUCAUCAAUCCAGAGAUGAAAUUUGUUGACAAAUUGAUUUUUCCGUUUCCACAUUUUUUCGUCAAUCCACCUCCAUGUUCAGGCCAAGACCAGCUACCGCUGGGCCGCAACAGCCAGAAGCUGGACCGUCGACUCAACAAGUGGUCAGCAAAGAUGCUGCUCUGCAUAAUGACCAGGCGGAUCCAGCGCUUGGUGCCGUAGUCGCCCCGCCUGGAGCUUCUGCUCCUGAAGGCUCAUUCGUCUCCAGGAUGAUGGCGGACAAUCCAUACUUUUCCGCCGGAGCCGGACUCAUGGGAAUCGGCGUCGUCCUAGCGUCUUUGCGACGAUCGAUACGGCUCGGGGCCACAUUUGCCCAACGUCGACUUCUGGUGACUUUAGAAAUUCCGUCAAAGGAUCGAUCUUACCCUUGGUUUCUCGACUGGAUGGCUGUCAACGCGCCUCAGCCAAAUCCUGCUGAAGGACGGACCAGUCUCAGAUCACUGCUCAAAGGCAAAUCCCCAAUGGCUCUUCCGAGUCACGAGUUGGCAGUUGAGACAAACUUUAAGCAGCAUGAAAAUGGAAGUACGGAGGCUGUGUUCAAUCUAGUACCUGGACCAGGGACGCAUUACUUCCGUUAUGCUGGAGCUUGGUUCCAGGUCAAGCGAGAACGAGAUGCCAAAUUGAUGGAUCUUCACUCUGGUACACCAUGGGAAACCUUGACGUUGACAACGCUGGCUUCAUCUCGUCAUCUACUGGCAUCUCUGCUGUCUGAGGCUCGAAACCUCGCUGAGAAUCAUAUUGAAGGCAAGACGCUGGUCUACACUGCCUGGGGCAUGGAAUGGAGGCCGUUUGGCAAGCCUAGACGGAGGAGGCAGAUGGGAAGUGUGGUGUUAGCGGAUGGCGUCUCUGAGAGAGUGGAAGCGGAUAUCAAAGGCUUCCUAGGGCGUGGAAAGUGGUACGCUGAGAGAGGUAUACCUUAUCGGCGAGGAUAUCUUCUUCAUGGACCACCGGGUUCUGGCAAGACAUCGUUCAUCCAAGCUUUGGCAGGAUCGGUCUCCUACAACAUCUGUCUGCUCAAUUUGGCUGAACGAGGUCUGACCGAUGACAAAUUGAAUCACCUGCUGGGGCUUGUCCCUGAGCGCAGUUUCAUCCUACUGGAGGAUGUGGACUCGGCAUUCUCGAGGAGGGUUCAGACAACAGAGGACGGAUUCAAGUCCUCCGUGACCUUUUCUGGCCUGUUGAAUGCCCUGGACGGAGUGGCAUCUUCAGAAGAGCGGAUCAUAUUCAUGACUACGAAUCAUCUCGAUCGGCUAGAUCCAGCACUCAUACGACCAGGUAGAGUGGACGUGCACGAGCUACUGGAUGAUGCACAUGGCGAACAAGCUCAGAGACUCUUCACCAAGUUUUACGGGUCUUCAGAGAGCGGAGAAGAGAGAGUGUGGCGCGAAGGUGAAGAGGUCUUGGAAAGAGAAGAGAUCGAACGUCUUGGCAGUCAAGUGAAGGAGAUAGUGGACGAGGCCAGAAGUCGAGGUCAGACCAUCAGUAUGGCGACACUGCAAGGACUGUUCAUCCGUAGUAGUGCCAGAGAUGGCGUGUCUGGUAUAACCAGACUGUGCCAAGGCAAUUGAAUGUAUGCCAAAGUGCCACUUUUGGAAAUCUCCGUUGAAUUCUCCGCCACGUUUCCGAGUUCGGUCAGUUGAAGGAGAGAGGCUAGGGGCGGCGCGCGUCCCAGUGUCACAUUGUGUUAUUAUAUGGGCUUAUUAUACCUCUCACUCACAUCGUUGGGCUAUCCUCUAAUUGACCAGCCUAUCGCCUGC
This is a messenger RNA of Kockovaella imperatae, 2208 nucleotides long. RefSeq names its product putative mitochondrial inner membrane protein. The transcript has 6 exons. The record is from RefSeq and is a predicted model, not a curated record. NCBI's taxonomy places the organism in Eukaryota, Fungi, Basidiomycota, Tremellomycetes, Tremellales, Cuniculitremaceae. Gene Ontology annotation, biological process: protein insertion into mitochondrial inner membrane from matrix; mitochondrial respiratory chain complex III assembly. Gene Ontology annotation, molecular function: ATP binding; ATP hydrolysis activity. The coding region runs from base 487 to 2019 and encodes 510 amino acids. Gene Ontology annotation, cellular component: mitochondrial inner membrane.